AUGGCAGAGAGAGUUUUUGAAAGUUUCCUGAGCUGCCAUGUGUGUUCAGAGACUUUCAGAGAUCCUGUGUCUCUGAGCUGCAACCACAGCUUCUGUUCAAGCUGCCUGAAGGAAUUCUGGGAACAAACUGGAAACAAGAACUGUCCCAUCUGUAAAAGAAGAUAUUCUAAGGAGUGUCUGCUAGUGAAUUUCGGACUGAAGGAAGUGGCUGAUAUUUUUGCUGGCAGACAGAAAUCUGGAUCAUCUGAGACAGAAAGAGGAGAAAAGCAGCUGAUGGUGGUCUGCAGUAAACACCAAGAAGACCCUAAACUGUUCUGUAAAGACGAGCAGAGAGCUGUGUGUCCUAGCUCACUGUCAGAUCCACAGCUGGUCUCAGGAGCUCUGAUAGAUGUGGCCAAACACCUGGGCAACCUGUCCUUCAGAGUCUGGGAGAAGAUGAAGGACAACGUCCACUUCAGUCCUGUCAUUCUGGACCCAAACACUGCUUAUGGACGGCUGCAUCUGUCUGAUGAUCUGACCAGUGUGAGAUAUGGAGACACAAAGCAGCAGCUUCCUGAUAAUCCAGAGAGAAACACUAAGUACAAAUUUGUUUUUGGUUCUGAGGGCUUCAGCUCAGGGAAACACAGCUGGGAGGUGGAGGUUGGAGAUCAUCCUAGAUGGAGACUUGGUUUGGUUAAAGAGUCUGUUGACAGGAAGGGAGAGUUAUGUGUUUCACCUGAAUUUGGAAUCUGGUGUUUGCUGCAUGAUGAUGGAAAAUACUGUAAUGGUGUUGGUAAGACUCUCAAAGCGAAGAAGAGUCUCCAGAGGAUCAGAGUCCAGCUGGACUAUGACAGGGGGAAGGUGUCCUUCUACGACCCUGAAGACAUGUCUAACAUCUACACUCACAGAGACACUUUCACUGAGAAACUUUUUCCUUAUUUUUCUGUUGGAAAAUCUGCUGAUGCUAAAACGUCUGACAUCAAAAUCAGUUAAUCUGACGUUUCUUUAUUAUUUGCAGACAAGUUAGCUUUAAAAUAAUACCAGAUAUUUGGUAAAAAUACUUUAAAUUCUU
Messenger RNA from Cyprinodon variegatus (sheepshead minnow), 1051 nucleotides. RefSeq names its product nuclear factor 7, ovary-like. The record is from RefSeq and is a predicted model, not a curated record. NCBI's taxonomy places the organism in Eukaryota, Metazoa, Chordata, Actinopteri, Cyprinodontiformes, Cyprinodontidae. The transcript is spliced from 2 exons. Gene Ontology annotation, molecular function: protein binding. Bases 1 to 972 code for a protein of 323 amino acids.